AUGUCAGCUGAAAAUCAUUCGGAUGCUGAAAAUGACCCAUAUUUUAUCACUUGUAAUCCAGAUUACGACACAACUAUCGAAAUUUUCAAAUUUGUUUUUCAAGCCGCCUAUAUUUUCGUGGCCGCCGUUUUGCAUUAUUUGAUUUUGCGAACAGUUUUGUGGAAGAAUCGAGAGGAAUUUGUGGGAAAUUCAUUUUUUUCGAUUUAUGCAGCUGAUUCGAUUGUUGUAGGUUUUCCGGGAAAAUUCCAACAUCAAAACCCCAAUUUUCAGAGUUUCGCAAUUCUCCUUCUCGACGGAUUUGUCAAUCGUCCGCUCAUGUUUAUUCCUCCACUUUGCUCAAUUUUCGCGCCAAUUUUCGCCUACCCAAACCUAUUCUGGAAAUUGGUUAUGAUUUUAAGCAAUUAUUUAAAAGCGGCCAAAUCAAUGACUCAAAUAUUUAUGAGUUUCAAUCGAAUGACAUGCGCAGUCUGGCCUUUAGAAUAUCUGCAAAUGUGGAGGAACCGCGUCAAAUUCGCUCUAUUGACAAUAUUUAUAACACCAGUUGGCGCAAUUUUCAAUUUAGUUGUCUCGCGAAUUUUGAUCGCUAGUAUUUAUGGUGGAUUUCGAAAUAAUUAUAUCAGAAAAAUCUCAUGGGCCAGUUUACCUUUUCAACAUUUGAUUUUCAUUUUGGUCGCCAUAUUUUUCACAAUUAUUUGCACAAUAAUCGCAGUUUAUGCAUUGCUCAUGCUAAAGUCAUCAACAAAUUCGGUUAAAGGCGCAGAACGAUCACUUUGUAUUGCAAAUAUCAUAUUAUCGAUUGGUUUUAUAUGCGCUGCUGGGGCUCAGGCGGCAAUUGUUUUUUGCUCAUUUUGUCAAGGUUUUUUGCUAUUUAUGAUUCAUAUUUGGUGCAUUGAUUUUUUGAAUGUUAGCUCGCCAUUGGUUAUGCUUUUUGUGAGCAAACAUUUUAGAGCGAAAGUUUUAGGGUUCAAAACGGCUAAGGUUUUCAUGCAAAGUAAAUGA
Messenger RNA from Caenorhabditis angaria, 999 nucleotides. NCBI's taxonomy places the organism in Eukaryota, Metazoa, Nematoda, Chromadorea, Rhabditida, Rhabditidae. The record is from the annotation of a GenBank genome assembly.